Molecule: messenger RNA, 1533 nt
Organism: Spinacia oleracea (spinach)
Lineage: Eukaryota; Viridiplantae; Streptophyta; Magnoliopsida; Caryophyllales; Amaranthaceae
Product: cytochrome b561 and DOMON domain-containing protein At4g17280-like
Exons: 2
Coding region: 128-1339 (403 amino acids)
Source: RefSeq, a predicted model, not a curated record
CCUUAACCCCUCCUUAAGUUUUACAUCUACAACUUAACCUUUCUUCUUUAACCCCACAUUACUUGCUUUGCACGCAAGCCACCAUACCUAGCUAGUUCGACGUACUCGUCUACGUAAUUCUACGACGAUGGCAAAGGUUAUUUUCGGUAUAACACUCAUGUUAUUACUAACCACACUUUCAUCUAGCAUUACCAAUGCUCAAUCCACUAAUACAUGUACUAAUCACCCUUUUCAAUCAAACAACCAACAACAACCUAACUACAAGAGUUGUGUUGAUCUUCCUUCAUUAAACUCUUUCCUACACUACACUUAUUCCCCGGCCACCGAAACCCUAAACAUCGCGUACCGCCACCCCGUUGGUGGCAGCACGGGCCCCGCCACCUCAAAGUGGGUGGUUUGGGCCAUUAACCCAACAUCCAAAUCCAUGGUGGGAUCACAAGCAUUAGUAGCAUACCGUAGCCCUAUCGACGGAACCCUAACGGCGUAUACGUCGCCAAUCACGUCGUACGGGACGAUGCUUGAGAAGGGUGAUUUAAGUUUUAAUGUGUCGGAAUUAAAGGCGGAGUUUAGUAACGGCGAGAUUGUAAUAUUUGCGACGAUUAAGGUUUCUAUUAAUGGUAGUACACAAGUUAACCAAGUUUGGCAAGAAGGUCCGUUAUCUAGUGACGGAACUCCUCGGAUGCAUUCGCUUUCCGGCGAUAAUGUUCGGUCCAUGGCGUCGCUUGAUCUUCUUUCCGGUGUCAUUGCUCCGGCCAACGGUGGUUCCGGCGGGUUUGGUACUUCUUGGAAGAAUACACAUGGAGUGAUAAACACAAUGAGUUGGGGAAUUCUAAUGCCAUUAGGAGUAAUAAUAGCAAGAUAUGUCAAGUUCUUCCCAUCAGCAGAUCCAGCAUGGUUCUACCUCCACGUAGGAUGUCAGUUAACAGCCUACAUUUUCGGCGUCGCGGGCUGGGCUACCGGGCUCAAGCUCACGAGUGGCCCGCAACACAUUCAUCACCCGACCCAUAGAUGUAUCGGUACCACCAUCUUUUCCAUGGCGACUCUUCAGGUGUUAGCCCUUUUCGUAAGGCCGAAGAAGGACCAUAAGUACAGGGUUUACUGGAACGUGUACCAUCACUCGGUAGGAUACGCUACGAUCAUACUUGGUGUAUAUAAUAUCUUCGAGGGUUUCAGGAUCCUUAAACCCGAUAAUGUAUGGCGGGUCGGGUAUGGUGGGGUACUUUUGGGGUUGGUGGUUAGUUUUGUUGUACUUGAAGCGACUACUUGGUAUCUUAGUUUCAAGAGAAAAAGGAUUGCCAAUGUGGCGGAAGAGAACAAGUCAAGUAUCAACCACGUUUAACACCUACACGUACGAUUUGACAAGACGACAAAAUGUAGCACAUUGUGACCGGCCGCAUAUGUAUGUAAUGUUGUGAGUUUUCUUCUCUGUUUUUCCCUUACAAGAUUCUCAUAUUGUGAUAAUUUAUGUAUUGAUACAAUGUACGUACUAAAGUUGACUUCAUCAAUUUUUAUGUUAAAGUCAAAGUUAUCAUA